Molecule: messenger RNA, 2324 nt
Organism: Mugil cephalus (flathead mullet)
Lineage: Eukaryota; Metazoa; Chordata; Actinopteri; Mugiliformes; Mugilidae
Product: zinc finger protein 239-like
Exons: 2
Coding region: 684-1745 (353 amino acids)
Biological process (GO): regulation of transcription by RNA polymerase II
Molecular function (GO): DNA-binding transcription factor activity; RNA polymerase II cis-regulatory region sequence-specific DNA binding
Source: RefSeq, a predicted model, not a curated record
GAAGAUUGUUUUUAAAACGUGUUAGUAGCGUUGUUGUAUGUCUGUGUUUUUGGAUUGUGCUGGAAGACGGUUGUAUUCUGUCCCAGAUAAAUAUAUGAGAUGUUCAAGUAACAAUGUCUUCAUCUGAGAGUUUGAGAGAGUUGAUGAUCGAGCCACUAACCGUUUCUCCUGAAGAAAUAUUCGGACUCUUUGAAAGAACUGUCGUCCAGUCCGAGGAAGAGAUCGAUCGUCAGCGCAGACUGCUGGAUAUCACCUGGAAACCAGAGAUAAAGUUACACAGAAUAGACCUCCCACAGCAACAUGUCUGCACAGAGGAGGAGGUUCUCAAUGAGCAGCAGCUCUGUAACCAGGAGAGUAGCUCCAGUCUGGAUCAGGAGGAACCAGAAGCUCCACAGAUAAAAGAGGAACAAGAGGAACCAGAACCUCUACAGAUAACAAAGGAACAGGAUGAAAAUUAACCUCCACAGAUAAAAGAGGAAGAGGAGGAACAAGAACCACCAAAGAUUAAAGAGGAACAAGAGGAACCAGAACCUCUACAGAUUAAAGAGGAACAAGAGGAACCAGAACUUCUACACAUAAAAAGGGAACAGGAGGAACCAGAACCACCACAUAUUAAAAAGGAACAAGAGGAACCAGAACCUCUACAGAUUAAACAGGGACAAGAGGAACCAGAACCUCUACAGAUGAAAAGGGAACAGGAGGAACUAGAACCACCACAGAUUAAAGAGGAACAGGGAGAACUAGAACCUCCACAGAUGAAAGAGGAACGGGAGGAUCCAGAACUUCCACAGAUUAAAGAAGAACAGGAAGAACUCUGCAGCAUUCAGUGGCAAGAACAUCUUAUACUGAACCAGGAGACCGAUUCCUUUAUAGAGACUCCUACAGAUGAGGAAAGUGAGCACAGUGAACCAGAACCAAACAGUAACCAGUUCCUCUCUUACAACUCUCAAGCUAAACAGCUGAAUCCAAAGAAGAGACGUCACAGAUACACAAGUCAUAGCAACAAUGUAGACAACUCUCCCAUGUCGGAGAGUCAGCGUGAUACUGACACUGGUAAAAAGUCUGUAACAUGUGAUGUCUGUGGAAAAGCCUUUAAGUACAUGUCUUUAAUGAAAAUACAUUACAGAUUUCACACAGGUGAAACACCGUAUCAUUGCAACACAUGCGGUAAAAGUUUCACACGUGCUAGUGGUUUGAUUUUACACACCAUGAUUCACACAGGUGAGAAGCCAUACCCUUGCAAAGUAUGUGGGAAAGGUUUCAUCAAAAAUGGUGCUUUGACUCGGCACAUGAGAACUCAUACAGGUGAGAAGCCGUACAGUUGUGACACAUGCAGUAAAACCUUCACUGAAAGAAUUUAUUUAAUAUGUCACCUGAGGACCCACACAGGUGAGAAGCCAUACGGUUGUGACACAUGUGGUAAAACCUUCACAGACGGAAGUACUUUAACAAAGCACAGGAGGACUCACACAGGUGAAAAGCCGUACGGUUGUGACACAUGUGGUAAAAGCUUCAAAGACAGAAGUUCUUUAACAUAUCACCUGAGGACUCACACAGGUGAGAAGCCAUAUGGUUGUGACACAUGUGGCAAAACCUUCAAUCAAAGAAGUACUUUAACUGAUCACAUGAGGACUCACACAGGUGAGAAGCCAUAUGGUUGUGAUACAUGUGGUAAAAGCUUCAGUCGAUGCAGUAAUUUACACAAACAUAUGAGGAGUCACACAAAUGAGAAGUCGUCGUGCUGACAACUAACCUAAUUAAUCUCUGAGAUUAUUUGAAAUAACGUUUUCAUUUCAGACACAACAUCCUGCAAAAAGAAGCCACUCGUCUUAAGCACAAAAAUAUCAAACCUGGACAUUAAACAAAUGGAAAGAUACACUUGAGUUUACAACAUGAUUUGGAAAGUACCACUUUACAACCUCCUAUGAAAUGCAUUAGUGACUUAACUGCAUGUUAAACUGUAGCCUGCUAAACUGUACCGUGGAUAUGUGCUGAAUCUUCCAGAAGCAAAUUUUUUCUCAUGUUGAAGUGACGGUGAAGUAUACUCGGGAUGAUCUGUGAAGUUCUUUCUUAUUAUCUUUAGUACUGAAAACACUGCUUCCUGUCAACUGCAGUCUUCUCUUUUUUCUGAGCUUCUAUCGUUUGAUGUUUUUGAUUUCAUCAAAUUUUUCUACUUUUCAACUUUAGAGGUACAUAAAUGAAUGAAAUACGGAUGUUUGCUCCCUCCUCGUGGCCAUAGUGUGGAACUGCGGUACUGUAUUUUAAAUGGCUUGAAACGGGUGGUGUUUGUGUCAUAAUAAAAGCUUAGUAACUGUCCAAAUGAA